Molecule: messenger RNA, 892 nt
Organism: Triticum dicoccoides
Lineage: Eukaryota; Viridiplantae; Streptophyta; Magnoliopsida; Poales; Poaceae
Exons: 3
Coding region: 95-769 (224 amino acids)
Source: RefSeq, a predicted model, not a curated record
AUCGUCUCCCUAUCUCCACUCCCCACUCCCCACGAGCCCCACUCCCUCUCCUCUCCAACCUCCUCGUCUCCCUCACCGCAUCCUCUCCAUCGCCAUGGCGGACGCAGGAGGUGAGCGCCCGGAUUGGGGCGCAGAUCUGGUGGAGAAGGCGCGGCAGGUCGCUGCGGGCACCUUUGUGAGGGGACGUGCCGGCGUCCAGCGCGGUGCUCCCUCCGCUGCAGAUCUGGAGAAGGCGGGGGCGGGAUGCAACGGCGCAGUCCAGCCAGAUGCGCCCGCUCUGGCGAUCUCCGGCGAGGCACAGAAGGUGGAGGCGGGCUCUGGCGAGGCGCAGAAGGUGGAGGCGGGCUCCGGCGAGGCGCACGAGGUGGAGAAGGUGGAUAAGGUGGAGGCCGGCUCUGGCGAGGAGCAGGCGGAGCAGAAGUUGAAGGAGGAUCUUGUUGGCAACAAGAGGAAGUGGGACGCAUCUGGGUACGACCCUUAUGACAGUGAUGAGGAUGAGCCGUACGAGUAUGAAUCUGGAGAUGAUGUGGUCCAGGGGAACGCCAAGUCCUUUGAAGAGAAGGAGGAGUUGAAGAUCAGGGCCCAAGGACCUGCUAAGUACUACAACUGGAGGUCUGACAAGUACCGGUGCCCCUACUGCAGCAGGCCCAAGCCCAGGUCUGGGUUGCUGGAGCAUCUGAUGGAGCAUUGUCGGGCUACAUCCAUCAGCAGUCAUGACUACAAGAUCAGGGCUCAGCAUUCUGCCCUCCACAAGGUCCUGAAACCCUGACUUGUAGUUGCCCUAGACCCUCGUUGUCGUAUGAUGUAGGAAGGCCCAGUCCUUUUGGUGAACUUUGUGUGGUGUUCUGAUGGUGGAAACUUGUGGUGGUAAUUUAGUAUGAACUUUAUCUAA